Molecule: messenger RNA, 1527 nt
Organism: Candida tropicalis MYA-3404
Lineage: Eukaryota; Fungi; Ascomycota; Pichiomycetes; Serinales; Debaryomycetaceae
Exons: 1
Coding region: 1-1527 (508 amino acids)
Source: RefSeq, a predicted model, not a curated record
AUGUCUGACAAAAAGAAGAUUAGCAUAGCUGAUCAAUCAAAUAAUACAGGAUUAUCCGAUGAUAUAUUUCAAGAACUUAAAGAAUUACAAAAUCAAGCAAGACUGGAUGAUAAUAUUACGAGUCAAUACAAGAAUCAAAUAGACAUUAUAUUCCAGAUAGUCAAUCUACUACAGAAUAACUCGAAUGCAAGUAUUAAUGAUAUAUACUAUUUGUUGGAUCAUGAAUUGCCUACUCCUUCGAUACUUUCUAUUACAUCAUUGGCAAUACAAUUGAAUAAACUUCGGUUGUUGGAUUUGAAAUCGAGAACUGAAUCAAUAGUUCAGGUGGGGAAGCAAAUGCAAACCAAAAUCGAUAAAUUACAACAAUACAAAUCUGAAUUGGAGAAUGAAUUGGAUCGAAAUAGAUUAAAAAUGUUGAAAAAAGAAGCUGAACUUAUACGUGUUUAUGAGGAAGAAGUUAGUAAAGUCAAUUCCCAUAUUGAAGAUUAUAAAUUUACAAAGAUAAAACAAGUUGAAAUACAAGCUUUAAAGCUUCAAUAUUCGAAUUUUAAAAUUUUAUAUGGGACAGCAUUUCAACAUAAGGAUAAGAAAUUAUUGUUCAAUCAUCAACCUAUCUUGAGGCUUGAAGAAUUUUUAGGAUAUAAUCUUUUGGUUAUUAAUCAGUUCCUUGAAAGGUUAAUUAUUCUACAAUCCCACUUAUCCCUUUUAUUUAAUGUUGAUCUACCUCAUUUGAAAGAAUUGAUGAAUUAUGUACCAGAUGAAAAGUUUUAUAAUCUAAUUAGGAAGAAGGAGUUGAUAAUUUCUGGUAGAGAGGCGGAGGAAGAGGACAGCGAUAAACUAGAUGAACAAUCAUCGGAUAAAGGAAACUCAAUGGAAAUACCCAAAGGAAUACCCAAUCCAACUGAGAAGAUUUUUAGAUUUGGCGAUGGAUAUAACUUGCCACCAUCAUCAAAAACAUUAAAUUAUCAACUACGACGCAGGGCAUCGUCUGUUGAGCCAGCGGAUUUGAAUAAUAUUCCAGUAAUUAAAGAACCCUCUACUUCGACUUCGUCACCUUCGAAAACAACUUCAAGAAAGAUCAUAAUUCCUCAUAAAAUUAUAAACAAACCUUUCAACAAACUUGCAAUAAAGGAUUUUUUAAAGCUUGUGGGUAUCAUUGUUAAAAUAAUUGUCAACUUUCAAGUGUUUUUAAUUUCCACAAGUUAUGAAACGGAGUUGAAAUCUGAGGAAUGGUGUAAUUUCUACAAUAUACUUCGAGAGAUCUCCAAUCUUGAUCAGGUAUUAAAAGACAAAAUUGCAAAAGAACCAGAUUCGAGACCAAUAACAACCCAACUGUCGACUGAUCUUGAAAUGAGAGCUAAUUUCGAAGUACUUAUGGAAUUAGUUUAUGAGAAGCUCAUGACGUCGUCGUACAGUAGAAAACAACACAAUCGACCUAUUGCUUUACAAGAUUUGAAUUUAAAGAAUUUAGUAUUUAAUCUGACCAAACUAAGCGAUGAUUGGGACAUUGUCAGCGGUAUGUCAUAA